AUGUCAGGUACCACCUCUUCAGAGUCGGCCUUCAAAGCGAAAGUGAGCGUGGGCGGGGUGAAUGUCAUCCAGCAUACCACCACAGACGGGAAGGACACACUACCACAAGACUACUUCGUCGUCUCGGAGCAGGAGUGGAUAUGGGGAACGCAAGUCGGGAAGGAUACCGCACGCCAGUUCCGCGUGUUUGGUCGUCAUAGAGAGAGGCUCUCCCUCCGAUCACAACUCCGGAAGAACAACCUUGUCAAAGAAGUCGAGAUCCAGAUCACUUCACGACGUCAAACACCACCAACCUGUGAGGCGGAUACAACUUCGGAGUCUUCAACACUGGCUGGCUCUUCAGAUGAACCAUCAGAUCCGCAGCAAUUUUUUGUUCCCUUCGCAUCCAGCUCCAGUUCCAAUCAGCGGCCCCCAACCGAGAAAGCAUCACCACAUGAAAUGGUCAUCGGCACCGGCGGUCUGAUCCGCCAAGUCAUCGCGAAGGAUAAGCACCCAGAAGACUGGACCGAUGACACCAUAACCCUCAAGUUCAAAAUCCUCAACCCCCAGAAACCCAAGCACUUCCAAAAGGUGACGGGACUCCGGCUCGGCAACCCGGGAGGGAACUGGAAUGAGAAACCGAACCCUGCAAAAAAGUUUUUCAGGCGACGAGCGCCUGUGGUUGAGGAUACGGAGGGGAUGAGGGAGGAUAUUAGAAGUCCGGAGGAGAUUGAAGCGGACGAGGAUGUGGAUAUGGAUUCUGAUCUAGACUCGGGUGUGGCCAUGGGGAGGGCGAGCGAGAUGGAAGAAGAAGACGAGGAAGUAUCCCCAGAAGAAAGGAAUCGGUUUGCAGCGCUUAUGGGUGAGGCUAGGAGUCAACCGCGAGAGCUAGAGACCACGAAUGGGAAUCGGAAAGAGAAGAAGAAGAAAAACAACGAGGGGAAGAGGGAGAAGAAAGAUGGGGAACGACGGCCGGGUGUGAUGCAUAUAAUGGUUCUGAACCAGCGGGCUGGGCCGGUAAAUAAUGCACAUGGGAGGAGAAGCACAUGGCGAAAGUUUCUUGAGGCGAUGAGGAGGGUUUUGACUCCGGGACAGUGGGUGGCUUAG
This is a messenger RNA of Neurospora tetraspora, 1086 nucleotides long. RefSeq lists its product as uncharacterized. The record is from RefSeq and is a predicted model, not a curated record. Lineage: Eukaryota; Fungi; Ascomycota; Sordariomycetes; Sordariales; Sordariaceae. The transcript is spliced from 2 exons. The coding region runs from base 1 to 1086 and encodes 361 amino acids.